This is a messenger RNA of Pseudophryne corroboree (corroboree frog), 1355 nucleotides long. RefSeq names its product WW domain binding protein 2 (gene WBP2). The record is from RefSeq and is a predicted model, not a curated record. Lineage: Eukaryota; Metazoa; Chordata; Amphibia; Anura; Myobatrachidae. Gene Ontology annotation, molecular function: chromatin DNA binding; transcription coactivator activity. Gene Ontology annotation, cellular component: nucleus. Bases 135 to 917 code for a protein of 260 amino acids. Gene Ontology annotation, biological process: positive regulation of DNA-templated transcription. The transcript is spliced from 8 exons.
GUGUCAGGGUACCGUUCCAAUAACGCCAUAACGGAGGAAGACGUGGUUAAGGCGGUUGCUAGGUGACAGUAUCGCCGAGGGCACUGAUUGGCUGCAAGCAAGGUGCGGGAGGUGUGUCUCUGCGUAUCUGCAACAUGGCGCUGAACAGAAACCAUCUGGAUAGCGGAGGCAUCGUAGUUAACAACAGCGAGAGUGUUUUGAUGUCCUAUGAACAUGUGGAGGUUACAUUUAGCGACAUGGAGAACACACCAGAUGUCUUUCGAGGGACCAAGAAAGGCAGAGUCAUACUAACCCCGUACAGAGUGAUAUUUAUUUCCAAAGGAAGGGACCCUAUGCAGUCAUUUAUGAUGCCCUUCUACCUGAUGAAAGAUUGUGAGAUCAAGCAACCUGUUUUUGGAGCCAACUUUAUCAAGGGCAGUGUGAGAGCGGAGCCUGGUGGUGGCUGGGAAGGCUCUGCCACAUUCAAACUCAAUUUUCCUGCUGGGGGAGCUAUAGAAUUUGGCCAGCACAUGUUACAAGUGGCCUCUCAAGCUUCAAGAGGAGAACCUCCUGCUAGUUCAUUUCCAUAUACCUCCAACGGAGGAUAUGCCUAUCCACCAACUGCAGCCAAUGGGAUCUAUCCUCCUCCUCCUGCUGGGUAUGCGUUUCCCCCACCUCCUUCUGAGUUUUAUCCUGGACCUUCAGUGCAAGAUAGUUCUUUGACGUACAUGCACCCUCCUCCUCCUCCUUAUCCAGGCCCCAUGGAGCCGCCAUCUGCAUGUGCUUCUGACCUGCCUUUUUCUACAGCAGCUGAGGCCAAGGCAGCGGAGGCAGCUGCCAGUGGUUACUGCACUCAGCCCAGCGCUCCCCAGUACAUGCCAAUGGACUUCCCUCCACCGCCUCCCUAUUUUCCACCAGAUGAAAAGAAAAACCAGUAAGAAGCCUAGUACAUGGCAACAACUGCUGUCCAAGCUCUUUUCAUUCCUUUAUGGCUUGUAAACUGUAACCAGAUCUUCCGAAGACACCAGUUGUGUAACCUUCCUAGGAAAGAUCUUCCUUCCACUGGAUACCCCAUAGCACCAUUAAAUGUAUCACCGUGUGAGACAGACUUUUCUGGCAGUUGAGGUUUUAUUCAGUUGUGAGCUUCGUUAAGAAAGCCAUUCUAACACUUGUGUCUUACAGUGUGUCACUGGUGUUCAGCCCUUUUACGCUUCAAUCAGUACAGUAGCAGACUGCACUUUGUAGCAUACUGCCAUAUAACGCAUGCACUAAUUCUGGCUGAUGUGCAUAUGCAAAACUAAAUUAAAAAUAAUUUAUUUUGAAGUAGUCUCGAAAUGCACUGUGUAUAAUAUAUAUUAAAAUGAAGUAAAGAUUUA